Ilex paraguariensis (yerba mate) is the source of this 1611-nucleotide messenger RNA. NCBI's taxonomy places the organism in Eukaryota, Viridiplantae, Streptophyta, Magnoliopsida, Aquifoliales, Aquifoliaceae. The record is from the annotation of a GenBank genome assembly.
ACACACAUAACUUUUCUCUCUUCUAACUAUUGUACCUCUCUCGAAGCUAACCAUUGCGCUUUCUCUCGUUUACCUUACUUCAUCAAUAAAUAUCCCUCGGCCACCGUUUUUUGGAGUGGAGUAGAUUACCUGGACUGAACCAUUAUAUAUCUGUGUGUUGACCCAAUAUUUAUAUUAUUGCCAUUAAUUGUUUUAUUAAUUGUCUAUUACUUACACUUUAUCACACACUCGACUGUUGAUCUUGUAUAAGUUUAUUUUGGGCAUCAUCAGAAUGUAACUGGAAUUAUGAUAGGGAUUGAAUUUGGGUUCAAGGAGGUGCCUGUGGGUGGAGCCGCGUUGGAUUUGACUGGAGUUCCAUUACCGGAGGAGACCCUUUCAGUGGCAAAGCAAUCCGAUGCGGUUCUUCUUGGAGCAAUUGGAGGGUAUAAGUGGGACAAUAAUGAAAAACAUUUGAAGCCCGAGACUGGAUUGCUUCUGCUUCGGGAAGGUCUUAAGGUAUUCGCGAAUUUGAGACCAGCUUCUGUUCUGCCACAGUUAGUGGAUGCUUCAACUUUGAAGAAAGAAGUUGCUGAAGGUGUUGACCUAAUGGUCGUAAGGGAGCUUACUGGAGGGAUUUAUUUUGGAAAACCGAGGGGUUUUAGCAUGAAUGAAAAUGAUGAGGAGAUUGGUUUCAACACCGAGGUGUACGCAGCCUAUGAGAUUGAUCGCAUUGCUCGCAUAGCAUUUGAGACUGCUCGUAAGCGCCGUGGGAAACUCUGUUCUGUUGAUAAAGCAAAUGCAUCAAUGCUUUGGAGAAGAAGAGUUAUUGAAAUAGCCUCAGAGUACCCUGAUGUUGAGCUCUCACACAUGUAUGUUGACAAUGCUGCAAUGCAGCUUGUUCGUAAUCCAAAACAGUUUGAUACAAUCGUAACAAACAACAUUUUUGGAGAUAUUUUGUCUGAUGAGGCUUCAAUGAUUACUGGAAGUAUUGGGAUGCUUCCAUCGGCUAGUCUUGGUGAAUUGGGACCUGGACUAUUUGAACCCAUACAUGGUUCUGCUCCCGAUAUCGCUGGACAGGAUAAAGCAAACCCUUUGGCAACAGUGCUUAGUGCUGCUAUGCUUUUAAAGUAUGGCCUAGGAGAAGAGAAGGCUGCCCAAAGAAUCGAGAUUGCAGUGCUGGAUACUUUGAAUAGGGAAUUCCGUACCAGUGACAUACACUCGGCAGGAAAUAAAUUAGUAGGAUGCAAGGAGAUGGGCGAAGAAGUACUGAAGUCAAUAGAUCCCAAAAUUCUUGCUACCAUUUGAGUUGCAGUCCAAGAAGAUAUUUAGAGCAAUAUAUUUGUCAGCUCAGUAGGAAGACACUUUUCUUGGACCCAAUUGAGAAUGAAGGUUGUUCGGCUUUUUGACUUUUAUGUUUUUAGCCCCCUUUUCAUUUUAUUGUACCUAAACAAUGGGCUGAGGAUUUUAGAAUUUUCUUGGCAUUUUGAAGUGUUUUAGGAACUCUGUACUGUUGUAACUUGGGCAUAAUCUGGCUGUCAAUGAAUAUGAUACCUUAACUUGUUUAGGUGAGUGUCAUUGAGUCGAGUUGUCUUGUGUUUGGUUCAUGUUUAAUACUAGUCAACUCUCGGCCAA